Setaria italica (foxtail millet) is the source of this 2913-nucleotide messenger RNA. RefSeq names its product L-type lectin-domain containing receptor kinase IX.1-like. The transcript has 2 exons. NCBI's taxonomy places the organism in Eukaryota, Viridiplantae, Streptophyta, Magnoliopsida, Poales, Poaceae. Gene Ontology annotation, biological process: protein phosphorylation. Gene Ontology annotation, cellular component: plasma membrane. The coding region runs from base 1786 to 2742 and encodes 318 amino acids. Gene Ontology annotation, molecular function: ATP binding; protein kinase activity. The record is from RefSeq and is a predicted model, not a curated record.
GGCGCCUCCAGCCGGGAAUAGAGGGAGCGCCGUCGGCGGCGCAUCCUGGGCCCGGCGGCGGGUCGGGGCUGGAGGGGCGAGCGCCCCAAGCGGCGCGGCCGGUGCUUGGGGCACGAGGCCGGCGCGGCUGGGUCCUGAGCUCCGCGCGGCCGGGGCACAAGGCCGGCGGGAGCAAGUCCUCGGGCGGCGCGGCCGGGGUCCGAGGCAGCGGCGCGGCCGGGGUCCGAGGCAGGCAGCGCGGCCGGAGCUCCCCUGGCUGGCUGCUGUCACACGGAGGAAGAUGGUGUACUCGUGACAAUGACAGGUGGGGCCCACUAACGGUAGCUAACGGAAGCUGAAAACGGUGGUCGUCCCAUCUACUUGAGUACCUCCAACCAAACAAAAAAAUGGGACGAACUCAUUCUUGUCAACCAAACACGAGUCGGGACGAUCCCAUCCUAAAAAACUGGGACAGAACCGACCCAUCCCACCUCGUCUCCAAACCAAACGCACCCUAAGCCUCCGAAACGCCCUCGUCGACGCUAUCCGGGAGUCUUACGGCAAGGGUGCGGUCCUCGAGAUGGCCGACGCGCGGCUGAACGGCGACUUCGACGAGAGGCAGAUGAAGCGUGUGAUGUUCGUCGGGCUCCUGUGUGUCAACCAGGAUCGUGGGAACCGGCUGGGCAUCAGAGAAGCUGUCAAUUUACUCUCGAAUAUCAGACACCCGUUACCUGAACCUGAAGGUAUCAGCAUAUGAUAGAAAAUGAUUGCUACCUGUGCUGUCAAUUUACUCUCGAAUAUCAGACACCCGUUACCUGAACCUGAAGGUAUCAGCAUAUGAUAGAAAAUGAUUGCUACCUGAAUCUCAAACGUGCACCUAGUAGGGAGUACGUAGUUCAGUGUCUCCUUUACCCUAGUAGGGUAUGCUGUCUGCUGUCCAUCCUUUAAUCUGUUUGACCAUUGUUUUCUCUUGUCAGAUUUAUUUGAGACAAUAUCUUUGGUGUAUACAUGUUUGUCGUGUUUGCCGCUAUCCAUGGCGGUCGGUCGUGGUUAGCAUAUCUAACGGUCUGCUAGAAGUGGUAGAUGCAACAAACUCUCUAGCAGCGUGCUCAGGUAUGGUCGUGAAAAAACAAUCAACAUUUAUCGAUGAAUUGUGUCUGUCUCUAGCAAUACUGAACUUGAUACUAAAUAUGCAUGGUAGCUAAGGCACCUGCUUAUGGAGAUGCAGGCCGAUCUCAUAUUCUCAUCCUUGAUAUGCUGCAACAGUUACAAUGGGUAUUCAGAUUUCCUUAAAACUGGUCUUCUGGGCACGUACUACAGUGAGUUGAGAGAACACAAACACACUUGUGCUAUACUCAUGCUUCAUGCUUGGAUCGGAUGUUCCAGAGCCUGCGAAAUUCGCUAUAGGUGAAGCUUGCCCGUCUAAGAUUCGCUAUAGGGAACUGUUCAGGUCGCAUGGUCUUUCAGCUCAACAACGUUUCAAAAGGUAGAUUGUUUUAGUUUUUUCUAGAUAGGUCUAUUUUGUAUGUAUCUAGAUAUAACCCUAUAUUUAUAUGUGUAGCAAAAUCUAUACAUGUAGAAAACUAAAAUGAUCUACGUCUUGGAACGGAGGGAGUACUACACGGAGGGAGUACUACGUACUCUGUCGCGCGCUCUCUCUCUCUGAAUCUCUGACGAGCACUUGCUUAACGUAAAUUAUACUGUUGUUGAUGCGCUGACGUACAGACCCAGCUAUGGGUAAUAAUACUGCUGUCUGCUGCGAGUGCAUCACUGACCGGUUUAGUGGCUGCUCUCCUUUGCUAUAUCAUGUGUAGACCGCUCCGGGACCACUCCAUCCACAUAGAUCUGCAAGUAGCAAGAGAAUUCUCCUACAACGAGCUGUCCGCGGCGACCAGCAAUUUCUCCAGGGACAGGAAGCUCGGCGCGGGCUCCUUCGGGGAAGUGUACAGGGGGGAGCUGCAGGAUCCGCGCAUGCCGCCGGUUGUGGCCGUGAAGAAGUUGACAAGGCUGAUGGAGCAGACCAGUCACUGCCAGGACUUCGUCACCGAGGUCAACACACUGAGCCAGCUCAGCCAUCGGAACCUUGUGAAGCUCCUCGGCUGGUGCAGCGGCGGCGAGCUCCUUCUCGUGUACGAGCUGGUAACGAAUGGGAGCCUCGAGGAGCACCUCCACGGGUCGGAGAGGCUGCUGACAUGGCCCGAGAGGUACAAGAUCGUGCUCUGCGUCGGCGCCGCCAUAGACUACCUCCACAACGGCUAUCGGAACCGCAUCCUGCACCGGGACAUCAAGCCUAGCAACGUGAUGCUGGACGACGCCUUCGACGCCAAGCUCGGCGACUUCGGGCUCGUGAGGCAGCUGGUCGACCCCGAACAGGGCUCCCUCGGAGGCACGGGCAUGAUCGGGACCAGGGUAUACAUGGAUCCCAUAUGCAUCACCAGCCAUACGGUGAGCACAGCGUCCGACAUGUACAGCUUCGGCGUGCUGCUACUACUGGAGAUCGCCGCGGGCAUGAAGCCGGACUUGGUGCAGGGAGCAGCAAGAGGUGACCUCUCAAACACCCUCGUCGAAGCUGUCCGGGAAUCUUACGCCAGGGGUGCGGUCCUCGACAUGGCCGACAAGCGGCUCAAGGGCAACUUCAACAGCAGCCAGAUGGAGCGUGUGCUGGCCGUCGGCCGCUUGUGUGUGGAGCUGGAACGCCAGCACCGCCCGAAUAUCAAAAGAGCCGUCAACUUGCUCUCGGAUCUCAGCCUUCCGUUAUUAUAGGAUAGAAAAUGAUUACUUGGCGAGUUCACUGUAUAAACCAACCAUUGCUUUCUAAGUUUCUAUGAUCCGCUAGAAUCAGGCCGUCAAUUUUGUAAUUUUCUUUUUUGCAUUUAUCUGCUGAUGAUUUGGUUGCUUGACAGUAAUAUUAUGAUGCCAUUUGUGAUUUGUCAA